Molecule: messenger RNA, 1590 nt
Organism: Mytilus trossulus (common blue mussel)
Lineage: Eukaryota; Metazoa; Mollusca; Bivalvia; Mytilida; Mytilidae
Product: dipeptidase 1-like
Exons: 10
Coding region: 100-1443 (447 amino acids)
Biological process (GO): proteolysis
Molecular function (GO): metallodipeptidase activity
Source: RefSeq, a predicted model, not a curated record
CGAAGACACAAUAAAAUGUACAAGUUUAUGGUUUACUUGACAUAGUACGGUAUAGAUGUAUAGUAAACAGUCAUAGGUUGAAAGCUGGUAAACUGAACUAUGACCAGCUACAAAGUUGACGGGAUGGGAGGUGGAAGCUUUGAUUCUCUUUCUAAAAAUAGAACCAAGUUAGCAGUAGGAAUAGUCGCCGUCAUUUUUUUGGCAUUGGUUAUAACUAUUAUUGUUUUGGCAACAAAUGAUUCAGACUCUGUGAGUUCAGAUCAAGGAUCGUCUGGCGGGUUACACACGCCUAACUGUGUUACCAACCCCGGAUCAGCCACGCCCAAUUUGGAUAUAGCAAACUGUGUUCUUGAUAGUUAUCCUCUGAUAGAUGGACACAACGAUUUGGCUUGGCAGUUUUAUAAAAAUGAAAACAACUCUGUUUACAACAUCGAUCUGAAGGACAAUUUGAAGGAAGUAUGGAAAGGAAAAGUCACACACACAGACAUUCCAAGAAUAAGAAAAGGAAAACUCUCAGCACAGUUUUGGGCAUGCUACGUGUCCUGUGAUUCUCAGUAUAAGGAUGCCGUCAGCAAGUCACUGGCGCAGUUAGAUACCAUUAAGAAGUUUGUCCAUAGAUACCCAGACACAUUUACAUUCGUAACCUCUGCUCAAGGUAUACUUGAUGCCUUCAGAAACGGAAAGGUAGCAAGUCUCGUUGGACUAGAGGGAGGUCACUCAAUAGACAGUAGUCUUAGUAACCUAAGACUGUUUUAUGAACUUGGUGUCCGCUACAUGACAGUUACACAUAGCUGUAAUACGCCAUGGGCAGACAACUGGUUGGUAGAUCAAGAUGGUAAUCCUGAAUUUAAUGGUUUGACAGAGUUUGGAAAGAUAAUAAUUAAAGAAAUGAACAGACUAGGAAUGUUGAUAGAUUUAUCGCAUGUGUCACGUGAUACCAUGAUUGACGCCUUAGAAAUCACAACUGCGCCUGUGAUAUACAGUCACAGCUCAGCUUUUGUCAUCUGUAACCACUAUAGAAACGUGCAGGAUGAUGUACUUCAGAAAACGAAACUUAACGGAGGCGUGGUAAUGGUAAAUUUCUACGAUAAAUACGUAAACUGUCCGCCUAAAAACCAAUCUGUGGCAACGUUAAGUCAGGUUGCAGAUCACAUUGAUUAUAUAAAAGAUUUGAUCGGAGUCGAUUAUGUCGGAAUUGGAGCUGAUUAUGAUGGUGUUCCAACCGUACCAGUGGGAUUACAGGAUGUGUCCACUUAUCCAGAUCUUUUUGCUGAACUUGUCAAACGCGGUUGGUCUCAACCGGAUCUCAGAAAGCUGGCAGGACAAAACCUUAUAAGAGUAUUUACAAAAACAGAACAGGUUCGUGAUAAUUUAUCUUACAUGCCGCCAUACGAAGACUUAUUGCCAGCAGCAGAAGCAAGAAACACAAGUUGUUGGUCGUAAUGAUGUGUGAUGAAUAAUUUUUAUAAUGCAUUUGUAUGAUUUUUUAUAGAACAAUAAGCGAAAUUUAUACUUUUUUUUUAUUUUUAUGAUUGUAUACAUAAUUGACAAAAACAUGCAAAUAUAUGUGACUAGUCACGAAAUCUUCAG